CAGGCGUAACCUGCUUUAUUUCAAAAAUGGUGUACCGCUGUGUUUUUCUGUUUCUGUCUCUGAAUCUUUGUCAUCUGAACACAGUAUGCUGUCAUCUAAGUGAGGUCGAACUGGAAUCGCAGUCAGGGUCAAAAGCCUACGCUGCGUCCGAGCCGCAGGAGCCUGGCUGUGGCUGUCAGACCUCGCGGAGAGAUGGAGUCGGUGCUAACGUGGGAGAAAACACUUUAAUUUCCGAAAAUCCUGCCGACAAAUACUCCAAACUCGCAAACGAAAAACCUGAAACUAUACCGGAGCGUGACAUACGGAGUAAACUGGUUCUGUUGAAGGGUGGUUGGUUUCUGAUGGGUACCGAUGAUCCCGCUAUACCUCAGGAUGGGGAAGGUCCUCAGAGACGGGUGUGGCUGGACCCAUUUUACAUAGAGGAACAUGAGGUCACCAAUGAACAAUUCCAAAGCUUUGUUAACCAAACAGGCUUUAUCACAGAGGCCGAGCGCUUUGGAGACUCAUUUGUAUUUGAGGGACUUCUGAGUGAGGAAGUGAAAAGUACUCUAUCACAUGCGGUGGCUGCUGCCCCCUGGUGGUCACCUGUGAAAGGAGCAAACUGGAGACACCCAGAGGGACCAGACUCAACCAUCACUCAACGGAUGAAGCAUCCCGUGUUGCAUGUGUCGUGGGCGGACGCUCAGGCCUACUGUGUGUGGGCCCAGCGCAGGCUGCCCACAGAGGCAGAGUGGGAGUAUGCCUGCAGGGCAGGACUGCAGGACAGACUGUACCCGUGGGGGAAUAAGCUGAUGCCCAGGGGGGAGCACUAUGCUAAUCUCUGGCAGGGAGAAUUUCCCGGUCACAACACGGCAGAGGACGGCUACGUCGCCACGUCACCGGUGAUGUCAUUUCCUGCUAAUGGGUUUGGACUGUAUGAUAUGGUGGGAAAUGCCUGGGAAUGGACAGCAGACUGGUGGAGCACACGGCACACCACAGAUGACAAACACAACCCUAGGGGGCCAGAGUCAGGAACAGACAGAGUGAAGAAAGGAGGUUCCUACAUGUGUCACAAGUCCUACUGUUACAGGUACAGGUGUGCAGCGCGCAGUCAGAACACUCCGGACAGUUCUGCGUCAAACCUGGGCUUCCGCUGUGUCUCAGACCCUGAUGUAUGACCCCUGCUCCCCACGGCGAUAACGAUAAUGACGACUGUGUGUGUGUCUGGUCUCUUCCCUCUGACCACACCCUGCACUCUUCCAGCUGGAUCUAACAAAAUUUCACCUUUUUUGUUUUUCACCAUUUUUAAAAUAUCAUUCCGACUGUGAUUUUUCU
Messenger RNA from Chanos chanos (milkfish), 1314 nucleotides. It is a transcript of the gene sumf1, whose product is annotated as sulfatase modifying factor 1. Gene Ontology annotation, biological process: protein oxidation. Gene Ontology annotation, cellular component: endoplasmic reticulum. The record is from RefSeq and is a predicted model, not a curated record. Lineage: Eukaryota; Metazoa; Chordata; Actinopteri; Gonorynchiformes; Chanidae. Gene Ontology annotation, molecular function: formylglycine-generating oxidase activity. The coding region runs from base 27 to 1157 and encodes 376 amino acids. The transcript has 9 exons.